Naegleria fowleri is the source of this 2622-nucleotide messenger RNA. RefSeq lists its product as uncharacterized. Bases 1 to 2622 code for a protein of 873 amino acids. Gene Ontology annotation, molecular function: protein binding. The transcript is spliced from 4 exons. NCBI's taxonomy places the organism in Eukaryota, Heterolobosea, Eutetramitea, Acrasida, Naegleriidae. The record is from RefSeq and is a predicted model, not a curated record.
AUGACCCGAGUAUAUCCUCAGCCUGCUAUAACAUCGACUCCAUCAUCCACUUCUGUGCAGACUCCUCUCAAAGGAACGGGUUCAACCUUUGAAAUUCGAAGAAUUGAGCACAGUCAGGAGGAGGAUACCACGGAUAAAGCACCAUCCGUAACGGCCUCCUCAACGACUGCUUCUGAACCAUGGUCAGAAAAUUCAUUAUCCUCAUCACUGUUCAAAUCCAUCAAAUUUUGCCUCAUCAUGCUCAUCUCUACUCUCAUUGUGGUGAGUGUGGUGUUGCUGUCGGCCACAUGGCUCUCGACCUUUGGUCCUACACUGGUCAGUUUGAGCAACGAAGAUCGUGAUUACGAAGCCAGAAACAUUAUAGGGUUUGUGGAACAAACCAUUCAACAAAUUGCAGCCUCAUCACGGGAUAUUCAACAACAGCUCAUUGGAGAUGAUUUGGACAUAUAUAAUGGACCAGUGGUUGAAAAGAAAAUGUACAGCGCCUAUAAGUCUGGACAAAAGAAUAGCGGAGGAGUUGCUAUUUCGAGUUAUAUUGGAGAUGAGCUUAAUUAUUGUUUUGGAAUUAUUUCUUGGACCAAUGAGACAGCUGCUCUCUUCAAUAUCACACGAGAGAAUCAGAAAAUUUAUUAUUGUGACUCCCCUCUUUCCACACAUAAAGAAUGCAAUCGAAAUCAACGUCCAGAUGAAGUUGCUGGCUCUUUUGAUUUGAGCAAUUUGAUAUCUCUUUGUAACCAGUAUCCAGGAGAACAAGUGUUUUCAGAGAGCUAUGCAGAUCCUGCCAUGGGAAUGUACACUUUUAUUUCCCUUGUAAAUUGUGUUCCAAAACUAAAUAAUGACUCAUCCAACCAUCGGAAUUCUAAUUUUACUUUUUAUUAUGGAAAUGACAUGACUACAGGAUCUAUAUCAAAGUUUUUGAAAGACAGCGCGGAAGAAAUGGGAGGUCAUGCAAGAAGCUUUAUUAUUGAAACCUCAACUGAGUUUUUGAUUGCUCUGGACAAUUUUGCUGAUGUUAAGCUCACAGAAUGGAAUCCAAAAGAUGGAAGUCUAAUUCGAAAAACGUUUAACAAUGUCGAUGACUCAGAAAUUAUUUACUUUUCAAAAACAGCGCUCACAAGCUUGAGCCUAAACCAUUUUUCACAACUUGAAUGUAAUGUUCUAACAACUACCAAAGACUCUCAAUACUUUAUUAUUGUCUACAGGCUUUGUGUCAUGCACCUUGAUUGGACAAUAGUUUUAACAGUACCUCAAUGGGCCUACAUGAAACCUAUUGCAAUUGCUGUAAUUGUUGCUGUUGGAGUUUCUAUUGUUAUUGUUGUUCUUGGAAUCAUUUUGGCAGUCAUUUUCUCCUUAAAAAUCUCCUCACCGAUCUAUAACUUGAUAGAACUAUUUGAAAGUGUUGCUAAUAUGGACCUAGAUAACUUGGACAUAUCACCUAGUAACUUUUUUGAAAUCCGAGCUCUUCAAAAACAGUUUUCCUCGAUGAUUAAGAGAAUGAAAUUGUACAGGAGUUUUAUUCCCUCACAUCUAUUAGCUGAUGUGGAAAAAUGUUUGCAAGAUAAUGUAGAAAGACCUCCUAUAGCAAACUCUUCAAGUUCUCAAAACAAUGUAAUUGAGAAACAGUCAUCAAACCGUGUAUUUUCAAUCAUUUCGUCAGGGAAACAAAGCUCUUUUGGGAAAAAAAACAGCAAAAAGAAAAUACAAUUUUCCAAAGAGGCAAAUCACAAAUUCUCGUUAUACUUGGAAAUCAAAUAUGUCACAAUGGUUCAAUUGUUAUUGGAUGGAUUGAACGGAUGGAUUCAUACAAUUACACCAAAUGAAACAGUUUCUCUAUUGAGCGAUGUUUGCGACCAAGUGAACAGUGUAAGCAGAGCAGCUGGAGCCAAUCAAAUUUCACCCUUAGAAUAUGAAUCUCUCAUUCUUGCCUUCAAUGCAACCUCUGGUCAACCAAAUCACGAAGAGAAAGCAGCUUCUUUUUGCAACCUUCUUUUGGAAAAAUUAUUGAACCUCAAAACCGCAAAAUGGAAAUCACGAGAGUCAGUACAAAGAAGACCUGAGUUACUGAAUAUGAUGAGUUUUAGGUUUGCUAUUCUUGCCACUGAAUGUUAUCUCGGUAACGUUGGAACAAGCAAUUCAAAAGUUUUCACACUAUUGAGUAGUGGCAAGACCAAUCUGAACACAAUGACUACUGUGGCUAAAAAUCUCGAAAUUCCUAUUGUAUGUUCUGAAAAUGUAAGACAUGCAUGUCUGAAUCUCUUCCAGACACGCUAUGUGGACACUAAGAAUUUCAUUGAAGAUACCCACAUUUCCUAUCAGCAACCAAACACACAAGAAUUUGAGGCAAGUCGCCCUCAUCCCAAUCCAGAACAACCCACCUCCAUCUAUCAAUUAGGACUCUCCCUUCAAUCCUCAGAAGAUGAAUGGAUGUAUGAACUGGCAGAUGCUGAAAAAAAGGAUGAAUGGAAUAUGUACAAUAUGGCAUGCAGUUUGUUCAUGGAAAACAAUACCUCUCAGGCUCUGCAUCUGUUCGAACAAUAUUUGAAAAUUAAUCCAAACGAUAAACCAACACAACAAAUGAUACAACUUUGCAAGAAAUCCAUCAACAGCAACAAGACAUACUGA